GAGCUUCCUCAUUCUCUGACUCACACUUGUUUUUCUCUCUGCUCUCUGCUCUCUGCUCUCUGCUCUCUCUCUCUCUCUCUCUCUCUCUCUCUCUGCAUUUCACAUUCAUUUCUUGGCGUGUCUUUAAUUUCUCUGCUCCACUUCACAUUCUCUCCUCACAGCAACACAGAGAGAGAUUGCAAUGGCGGUGUUUGAGAGUAAGAGAUGGGUUACUGGUGCUUUCUUGGCGGUGCUUCUCGUGCUUUGCUUCGUUGCUGCAAUUGCUGAGAUCUCUGGAAACAGAAAUGGAGGAACAGAGGAGUUGCAGAGCUCAAGCAACUCAUCAAUGGCGGCCAGGGUGGCUGAGGAUGAUGAGAGCUUCAAUAAGCAUGCAGUUGAUGACCCAGAGGAGGUUGUUGCCAUGGUUGACAUGAGUAUCCGAAACAGCACUGAGAGAAGGAAGCUGGGCUUCUUCUCAUGUGGAACUGGCAAUCCAAUUGAUGACUGCUGGCGUUGUGAUUCAAACUGGCAGAAAAACCGCAAGCGUCUUGCAGACUGCGGCAUUGGUUUUGGCAGAAAUGCCAUUGGUGGUCGUGAUGGUCGCUUCUAUGUUGUCACUGACCCUGGUGAUGAUGAUCCUGUUAACCCCAGACCCGGUACUCUUCGCCACGCUGUCAUCCAGAACGAGCCUCUCUGGAUUGUGUUCAAGCGAGACAUGGUGAUACAAUUGAAGCAGGAGCUCAUCAUGAACAGCUUCAAGACCAUUGAUGGCCGCGGAGUCAAUGUUCACAUUGCUAAUGGAGCAUGCAUCACAAUCCAAUUUGUUACAAAUAUCAUAAUUCAUGGUCUACAUAUCCAUGACUGCAAGCCCACAGGAAAUGCUUUGGUGAGGAGCUCUCCAUCUCAUUUCGGGUGGCGGACAAUGGCUGAUGGUGAUGCUGUCUCCAUCUUCGGGUCCAGCCAUAUAUGGGUUGACCACAAUUCUCUCUCCAACUGUGCUGAUGGUCUUGUUGAUGCUGUCAUGGGCUCAACUGCAAUUACCAUUUCCAACAACCACUUUACCCACCACAAUGAGGUGAUGCUGCUGGGCCACAGUGACUCUUAUACCAGAGACAAGGCAAUGCAAGUGACAAUUGCUUACAACCACUUUGGGGAGGGACUUAUCCAAAGAAUGCCAAGGUGUAGGCACGGGUAUUUCCAUGUGGUGAACAACGACUACACUCACUGGGAAAUGUAUGCCAUUGGUGGAAGUGCAGAGCCCACCAUCAACAGCCAGGGCAACAGAUAUGCUGCUCCAACCAACCCCUUUGCAAAGGAGGUUACCAAGAGGGUCGAGACACCGACAACCCAAUGGAAGAGCUGGAACUGGAGAUCAGAAGGAGACCUGCUUCUGAAUGGUGCCUACUUCACUCCAUCCGGAGCUGGAGCUUCAGCAAGCUAUGCCAGGGCCUCAAGCUUGGGAGCCAAGUCCUCUGCCAUGGUUGGAGCCAUAACUUCAGGUUCUGGUGCACUCCCCUGCCGCAGAGGCCAUCCUUGCUAGUAUCUCAUUUCCCAUUUUUACCAAUUAUAUAGCUUCUACCCAAUUUCCACAUAUUCCAUCAAUUGAAUUCUACCCUUCAUCUUUUCCUAUUUUAAAAAAAUUUGGCAAGUGUACAUUGAUUUACACAUGUCAUUAUAUCGUCCAAUCCAUUUGCCUCCCUCCACAUUGUCUUUCUGUUAUUGGUCAACCUCGGUCUGCUUCAACUGAAAAAUACAAUGCCAUUUUUAGGAGCAGGUGCAGAAGCGUUGUUCAUAUUUUUUUUUCCUUUUGCCCCUUUCUCUUUUUGUUUUCAUUUUGGUCUCAUUCUGUUUCAUCCCAUCAUGUUCCAAGUUCUGACCACCGUUUGUGUGUCUAUCUUCUUCUUCCUCCCAGUGUCAGUGUUUUUGUCUGCAUACAUUUGGGUUUUAUAGGAUAUGAAUGAUUUUGUGGGUUUUUCCUUCUUCUUUUUUCUUUUGUCUAGAGUCUUACAAGCAAGCAAGCAAGCAAUAGUAUGAUAUGAAUGUCAAAUUUGAGUUUAUGAAAGGACGACUUUGUUUUAGUCAAUAGAGCAUAGCAGCAAUUGCAGUGAUGAUUUGUUCCUUUUUCACUUUUUAAGCUUUUUUUCUUUCUUUUUUCCUUUGGCAAAUGGCAAUGGAAGCAAUCUUUUACUUUUGGUUGUGUAAUUGUGAUUUCUCUUUUUCUAUCAUUAUGCUCAUUAUAUCAGUGUUUGUUUC
Molecule: messenger RNA, 2232 nt
Organism: Prunus persica (peach)
Lineage: Eukaryota; Viridiplantae; Streptophyta; Magnoliopsida; Rosales; Rosaceae
Product: probable pectate lyase 8
Exons: 7
Coding region: 182-1519 (445 amino acids)
Molecular function (GO): pectate lyase activity
Source: RefSeq, a predicted model, not a curated record